Messenger RNA from Klebsormidium nitens, 2208 nucleotides. The record is from the annotation of a GenBank genome assembly. Lineage: Eukaryota; Viridiplantae; Streptophyta; Klebsormidiophyceae; Klebsormidiales; Klebsormidiaceae.
AUGCUGCAAUGCUGCACCACUACGCAUAUGGCGGCCAGCACGAGAAUUGGAGACAGCAGAUGAGUAUGAGAAGGCUCCUGCCAUUGCGGAGAGUCCUGUCUGAAAUUGCUCAUUCAGCAGCUGUAUCAAAAUGACAAGCCACCAAGACAACGGCGACGGCCGGCAGGUCGCUCUGUUGAUCCAGAGUGGCCCCGCUUCCGCUGCCGCAGUCCUUGUUGUCAAACAGGCACACGACAUUGAUUCAAACCUGUGGGAGCUGCCAACCCUCUCACUGAGCGCAGCGGAGGAUGAAACUGAACGAGCGGUGCUCGAAGAGCAAGCACAAGGGGACCCCGCACUGCAGCAGGAAGGGGCCAUCGACGCGCUUGUGUGCGCAAAGAAGAUGAUGGAUGAGCUGGCGAAGAAGCUCUACCCUGGCCGAGUCACGUUUCAGCCCUUGAAGCUCAUUGUGGAGCCGGACUUUGGGCCCCGGGAACCGAUGCAGACUGCUGUGAUCAAGGCGAAUGUGGAGGCAGACUUUGACAAGCUGGACAAGCAGAGCGUCAUGAUGGUCACGCAGAAGCGCGCCAUGAAAUGGCUGUCCGAGGGCUCCGAUCGCGCCUUCCCAAUGAUUGGCCCCCUGGCACUGCACAUCCUUUUGAGCAACCAACCUGUCGUCUCCAGCUUGCACCCGGCAAAACUAGGGGACAUUGAAGGGGCUAUGGAAUAUCCCCCUGGUUUUCUUCUCCUUCCCCUCAGAAGUUCGACGUUACCCCCUUUCAAGUCCACCACUCUUGUAGCUUAUGCCCCCGCAUCCGCUUAUAAGAUCGAAGGAGAGGCAGCGAAGAUUAAGAUAGAAGAUGAUGACCGACGAGAGGGGACACAAGGGCAGGAAACGGAGCCCUCUGAAAAGGACACAGACUCAACUAGUGGUAGGACAGGCGAAGCAUCUGGGAGCGGAGUGAAGGGCGAAAGUGGGGCAACGGGUCAGAGCAAGGCAAAGUCGAAGCCACCUCUUCCGAAGGGCAAGGAGAAAGCAGCUUCGCGCCCGGAGAUCAAGGAAGAGCCUCCAGCGGGGGGGACGAACCGCGGCCGUUUCGACCCCCUGAGGAAGUUGCCGGCAGCAGCGAAGGAGAAGAGGGCUCAAGAGGCGGAAAAGAGGCGGCAGGAAAAGGCGGAGAGUCUGAGACAUGCGGGCGAGAAACGGCACGAGGGGGCGAGAAUACGGGGCACGUGUUUGCUGGUGGACCCAGGGGGCAAGACCGACCUGGAAGGACGGAAACAGAUGCGGAAGGUAGUCGAAAACCUGCCGGGCCCUCCAGUCGUGUUCAUAACGCACCACCACAUCGAUCACGUAAAUGCGCUGAGCGUUGUAGAGCGACACUGUCCGGAUGCGCUCGUGGUGGGGCACAUGAAAACGCUGGUGCGCAUCGAAACAGUCGCUCCUGCGUUGCGGCGGCACCCAGUUGCGGGCGGCGACGUUCUCGCGAUUGCCGGGCAGGACAUUCUGGUGGUGUCCGCCCCGGGGCAUACCGACGGCCACCUCGCGCUCUUCCACGCGCCGAGCCGCAUGCUCAUCGCAGGCGACCACUGCGUCGGGCAUGGGUCCGCGGUUUUGGACGCGAAUGCGGGCGCUGACAUGCAGGAGUACUUUGACACCACGGAGCGCUUCCAGGAGCUGCGCCCCCGGUUGCUGGUCCUGAUGCACGGUCGGCCGUCGUUCACGCCGCGUGCCAUGCUGCGGCAGUAUAAGGAGCACCGGCAAAAGCGGGAGGACAAAAUUUCCCAGGUUAUCCAGGGGGGCGCUCGGACGAUGCUGGACGUCUUGCGGACGGCCUACAGCGACACGCCCAAAUAUCUGUGGUCUAUAGCGGCGGGGAACGUGUUGCUGCACGUGGGGCGGCUCGAAAAACUGGGGAAAUUGCCGGAGGAUUUUCACGUGGAAAAGUUUCAAGAGGAGAGCACGAGUACGACUACCAGCGUACGACUCCUUUGCGUGGCAACGGGCGAGGCCCUUGGACUCCAGGGAAGUCGAGGCACGGCUGUUGCCUGGACCCUAGGCAUAGCUUCCGUCGUUGGGAUUACGGCGUUCGUAGUUGUUCGAUGGAGGAAGAGUCAAACUUGAAAAUUGAUCACUUUUCAGUCCCCACAAGCUGGCUCCUUCAACGAUGGACGCUCAUUGUUGAGGUUCAAUGCAAAGAGGCGGCGACUACUUUGACCAACUAUGCG